GGGCGAUGAGGCCGUAUCAUUUCCUGGCGGAGGAAUGAAAUAAGAAUGCGCAAAAGGCGGAGCGAAAGGGAAUCCUAUUCGUUUCGUAAACCUUCCGAUUCCGCUGGCAAGUCGUUGGGUUUUUUUUUGGAGCCCAAACCUGGUUUGACGCGAGGCAUCGGCGUCGAUCGCCGACUCAAGGUUUCCCAGCCCUAGAGGAAGUGCGGAGCGAAAUACCCUGAGAUGGGCGAUGCAAAGGAUGAUGUGGAUGCAGAGUUUCAAGAAAGAGGGGUGAAUGAAGCAGAUUCUGACGAUGAAGUAUAUGAUCAAUAUAAUGGCAAGGUAACUGAUAUUUCAGCAGCUCAAACAAGAAAAGGAAAAGAUAUCCAAGGAAUACCAUGGGAUAGGCUAAACUUUUCAAGGGAGGACUAUAGGCGAACUAGACUAGAACAGUACAAAAAUUAUGAGAAUGUUCAAAAUUCUGGAGUAGAAUCAGAGAAGGAUUGCAAGCCAACAGAGAAAGAGGGUGUAUAUUAUGAUUUCAGGAGAAAUUCGAGAUCAGUGAGAUCAACUAUUCUUCAUUUCCAGCUAAGGAAUUUGGUUUGGGCUACUUCCAAGCAUGAUGUCUACUUGAUGUCACACUAUUCUUUGGUUCAUUGGUCAGCUGUAACUCGUAAUAAAUAUGAAGUUCUGAAUCUUGCAGGGCAUGUGGCACCACGUCAGAAACACCCAGGAAAUUUAACUGAAGGAUUUUCUCAGACUCAAGUUAGUACAUUAGCAGUAAAGGACAAGUUGCUAGUAGCAGGUGGAUUCCAAGGAGAAAUUAUUUGUAAAUAUUUAGAUCGAGAGGGAAUAAGCUUUUGUUGCCGGGCAACAUAUGAUGACAAUGCAAUCACAAAUGCCAUUGAGAUAUAUAACAGUUCCAGCGGUGCUCUUCACUUCAUGGCUUCAAAUAACGACUCUGGAGUUCGAGACUUUGACAUGGAGAAGUUCCAGCUUUGCAAGCAUUUUCACUUCGAUUGGCCGGUUAAUCAUACAUCUCUUAGUCCUGAUGGAAAACUUCUUGUUGUCGUCGGAGACAACCCUGAGGGUGCAUUGAUUGAUUCUUGUACAGGAAAGACUGUCCAGAUCUUACGAGGCCACCUGGACUUCUCCUUCGCAUCAGCAUGGAAUCCAGAUGGCUAUACGAUAGCCACUGGUAACCAAGACAAGACCUGCCGUGUUUGGGAUGUUAGGAAUCUCUCCAAAUCUCUUGCUGUAUUGAGAGGCAAUCUUGGUGCAAUAAGAUCAAUCCGCUUCACCUCUGAUGGUCAGUUUAUGGCAAUGGCUGAGCCUGCAGACUUUGUUCACAUUUUUUAUGUAAGAAGCGGGUACAAAGAGCGACAAGAACUGGACUUCUUUGGUGAGAUCUCCGGUAUAUCAUUCAGUCCAGAUGCAGAGGCUCUCUUUAUAGGUGUAUGGGAUCGCAGCUAUGGUAGUCUCCUACAAUACAACCGCAUUCAUAAUUUCUCAUACCUCGAUUUACUCCUUUGAUACGAAAGUAAAUUACCGUAUCACGCUCCUCAUGCGCCCUAAGUUGUUUGAUGUCUCCGACCCUUUGCAUCGGUUAGGGAUCAAAAGGAGGUGGCAUUUUUCAGGCCUGUUAAGUUUCAAUAAGUUUGAACUCAUUCAAUGUAAAUGGAAUGUACAAAUGCACCUGUGAGAUCACAUCAAAAUUGAAAAGAAACCGAAAUGAAGGUAGCCUCCAGAAGCUAUCCUUCAAAAGAUUAUCUCCAUGUUUCUUGUUUUCAUCUUUUUCACAAUAAAAUAUCUUUGUUGUCAGUCCCAAA
Molecule: messenger RNA, 1808 nt
Organism: Musa acuminata AAA Group (dessert banana)
Lineage: Eukaryota; Viridiplantae; Streptophyta; Magnoliopsida; Zingiberales; Musaceae
Exons: 10
Coding region: 223-1512 (429 amino acids)
Molecular function (GO): protein binding
Source: RefSeq, a predicted model, not a curated record